Molecule: messenger RNA, 2100 nt
Organism: Pungitius pungitius (ninespine stickleback)
Lineage: Eukaryota; Metazoa; Chordata; Actinopteri; Perciformes; Gasterosteidae
Gene: cbx5
Product: chromobox homolog 5 (HP1 alpha homolog, Drosophila)
Exons: 5
Coding region: 277-915 (212 amino acids)
Biological process (GO): negative regulation of transcription by RNA polymerase II; chromatin organization
Cellular component (GO): nucleus; pericentric heterochromatin
Molecular function (GO): chromatin binding
Source: RefSeq, a predicted model, not a curated record
AUCACGUCUCGGCGUUUAAUGUCGAUUCGGUCGAUCGGUGCUAGCUAGUAGCUGCUGAGGCGUUAGCUCGCGGGCUAGCGGUGCAAGCUGAAGUUUGCCUUUCGUGCCCAUUGGUUUGGUAGUUGGGUUAGCGAGCACAGCCUCGUAUCUUAACCUCCGUGUGCACGUUUUAUGCUUCCUGACAACGUCGUAUCGUUUGAGCCAUUGGACCAUCCGACCUGCUAGUGAAAGUGCCAUUGACCCGGGACAGCCAGGCGCUCACCAACAAGCUCUGCUAUGGGCAAAAAGUCUCGCGAAGAAGACUCCUCGUCAUCUGAUGAGGAAGAGUAUGUUGUGGAGAAGGUGCUGGACAGGAGGGUUGUGAAAGGCAGGGUCGAGUUCUUCCUCAAGUGGAAAGGAUAUUCAGAAAAACACAACACCUGGGAGCCAGAGAAGAAUCUGGGAUGUCCUGAGCUCAUUUCAGAAUUCAUGAAGACCUACAAGAAGAGCAGCAGCAGCAGCAGCGGCGGCGGUGGCGGCGGAAGCUCCACGCCGAGCAGCGGGGGCAGCAAGUCGCUCACAGCCUCCUCUGGUCGCUCCAAAGACUCCAGUAGCUCGAAGAAGAGAAGCUCUGACGACGACGAGGAGGAGGAAGAAGAAGAGGGUGGAAGUAAGCCCAAAAAGAAGAAAGAGGAGGACAUUCUAGUUGCACGUGGCUUUGAGAGAGGACUGGAGCCGGAGAAGAUCAUCGGAGCAACUGACUCCUGUGGAGACCUAAUGUUUCUUAUGAAGUGGAAAGACUCUGAUGAGGCCGAUCUUGUGCUCGCCAAGGAGGCCAAUCACAAGUGCCCACAGAUUGUCAUAGCCUUUUAUGAGGAGCGUCUCACCUGGCACGAAGACAGCGACAAGAAGGAGAAGGACGCGGUCACGGCGUGAGGGCGUCGCCCCGGGAGGCACAGCGGCAGGGACAGCCUUGAGUCAGACAUUUUUCACACCCGAACCUCCCCGUCUUUGCCUCGUCACCGUGUCCCAACAAAGACAGCGAACACGGCCGCGUUAUCUCCAUCUGUCCCCCCCCCCCCCCCGUUCUCACUGGAGCACAACGGCCCCACGCUGCGCAGCAGGAUCCAUCAGACAGGAGGGGGGGGCUGUAGCAGACGUGGGUGACGUUGCUACUGGGCCUCUGCUGUUCCGUCUUUGUGUUCUUUACUGUCCUUCCCCCCCCCCCCCCCCCAAUGUCUUUAACACAUCAUAUUGUAGUGCUGACAGAUGACGGUGGUGUUGGUGAGGUGUGUUGCAUCCUUAAGCACAUGUGGCCAUCUGUCGUAAAACUGGGAAUUCUUAAGUCAACGGAGCAUCAUCAUUUGGUCUGUAGAGUCGGUGCAUUUUUUUUGCUUGAACCCUCUAACACCUUUUUUUUAGAGGAUAAAACUGUAGUAUUAAACGUUGAGGAAGAAACCACCGCAGCGCUCUCCUGACUGCAUAUCACAUCCUUUUUGAAAAUAAACCUUAUCUCUUCUAGAGUUUUCAGUUCAUCAUGUCUACUGGUACAUAACUACAAAAGUUGCAGAAGCCACCGGCCAAUUAAGUCAUGAUUUUUGAAUGAUAUCCUUGUUGAUUUUUUUUUUAAAAGAAAUUGUUUUUAAUGUGCGAAUGUGGUGUGGUGUUUUUUUUAUAUAUUUCUUUACCCUCUCACUAGUUCAAGAAACGAAAAUUAAAUUUUUGCUCACUUUGAAAUGUUUUUUUGUUUACUUUUUAAAUAUUUUGCAUUGUUAUCUUUGGACCAGUCUCAUCUUCACAGGUUAGACUAUCGUCACUGUCCACAUGAAGUGAAACCAGCAUCAGUCACCUGUCAUCGGGGGAAGGGGGGGGGGGGGUCUGCCACCUUGUGGCUACACAGUGAAUAUCUUUUUGACCAAGUGACUGAUCUCUGAUGACAAACCUACAGUUUUAAUGAUGUAAUGGAUGUUGUUAGUAAGUGAUACCUUGACUUUUAUUUAAAGUUUUUUUUUUUUUUUUUAACAGUUAGAGGGUAAAAAGAAAUCUACGAAAUUACAGUAUUUGUUGUUUUAUCUUUGUGUUGUUAAUUUGAAAUAUUAAAAGCAGUUUCUAAUUGGUCAA